AUGAGCUUGAUUUUCAAGAUUGCAACACUUCUAUUUUCAUCACUCCUAACAGGUUAGUCGCCAUGCGGAAUUACUUGUUUCUGCUUGUUAACUGCACACAGUGAAUGUAGAAAAAUUAACAAUAACGAACUUACGAGAAAGUCAGAGAAAGGUGAAGUAACCCUUUAUCAGUUGUUUCAAACAGAACGACAAAGAACAGUAGAGUCCAGGAAGAUACUUGAUGCAAUUUGCAAAGUUGGUGUUCAGAAAUGAGCUCUUUUGUUCAUCCUACAUUCUCAUUCAACUUAUCCGACCCUUUCAAUGCAAUGUACCAUAACAUGUACCGUGGUCAUUAAGUUGUUGAUUUUUUUGGCACCCUAAGUAAUAGAAGGAGAGACCUUCAAAUAAGCCGGUAAAACUAAGCCACUACAAAUUACCAUGUUAAAACCCGAACCCCCAAGCAUAGUCGUUUACAACGUAGGCGGCUAAGUGCUGCACUCUAGGUCCGUCAUAAGAAGCGUUUGGUUGUUUCCUUAUAAAGUCGUUUUGCUACAAGUCAACUCUUGUCAUGAAAACUAUUCCUCUUAUGAUACUAAUGACUCUGUUAAAAUGAAUCGAAUCGACUUAGUAACUGCCGAGUCAGGCGAAAUAACUUAGUGAGCAGCCAUGUUGACAGUGAGUCUAAACGCCUACGCAGUCGCGCAGCGUGGCAGAGUUUCAACUUCAAGAAUGCAAAGAUAGUGCGUCUGCAAAGGUCUGUCUCUUAAGGUGGAUUUCCACUGCCGCGUAAUUUUUACAUGCGUACGCUCGUAAAUAAAAUAGAGGCAAUGGAAGGAAGUACGCGCGUACUGAAAUAAAAUAGAGGAAAUGUAUGGAAGGUCACGCGUAAACGUAAAAGUUGAACCUGGCUCAACUUUUGCGUUAAGCGCGGCCUUUCAUACCUUGCCUCUAUUUUAUGUAAGCGUGUACAGUUUACGAGCGUAGACACGUGAAAAUUACGCGACAGUAGAAAUCCACCCUUACAUUAAGAUCCGCAUUUUACACUGAAAACCGAUAGAGGGGGCUAAGUGCUGCGGGGGAGGCUCUCUGUAAUCAGAAUUGUUGUGUUGUUUCUGUACAAAUUCGUUUUGCUACAAUUAAGUCAAUUUUUGGAAAGAGUGAACUAUCAUAGUGUGCUCUUGGUCGUUCGAGGAACACUGACUGAGUUGAUGUGUUAUCGUACAAACUGUAUUCAUCAGCGUAACGAAUCGGUUCAGUGACUACAGUGUGGUUAAAUGACUUGGUGGGUAGCCUCGUUGGCAGAGAAGCUAAAUACCUUCGCAGUCGCGACGUGGCUGAACUUUAACUUAAAAAAUGCAAACAUAGUGCGUGUGCUAAUGUCCGUCUCUUAGGGCGCUUUCCAAAAGUCAGAGCUGGCCGGCCGGACCAUGGCCGCACCAGUCAUCUUGACACAGACAUAAGCUUUUUCAAAGAGUUUUUGCUCAAAGAAGAAGAAGAAGAAGAAGAAGAAGAAGAAGAACCAUUAUUAAUUUAUACCGCUCAGGGUAGCCCCUUCAGACGCAAAAAGCUGUCUGUUAUCAAUGAGAGCCCUGAGCAACAACGCACAAAAACCACACUAAACAUAUAAACAUUACACUAAUACAGAUAAUAAUAUAAAUAGAAAACUAUUUUCAAUUAAAAGAUUAAAAGAUGUAAAACACGAAAUAUCAUUAAGAUAAUUCGUUAAGAAGAGUGCAACCAUAAUAAUAGAAGGAUCUUUUUGCAAUUUCAGUUCUCACAGCAGGCGGUUGUAAGAGGUUGCUUUGUCUAGUAGCGCGCAUGGAUUGUAUUAUUACGUUUAAAAUAUUGUUUAAAAUACUGGGGACAUUGACCUUGCAGGUAUUUCUUAACGAGUUUAAAAACAGAUUGACGGCGGCGCUCCUCCAAGGUGGGCCAUUUCAGAACGUCCAAUGCCUGCUUGCUGCGCACAGUACAAGCCACUAUCCUAGCAGCCCGGUUUUGGAGGGCUUCAAGGUCUUGUUUACGACCUUCCCCACAAUAGCCCCACACACUUACACAGUAUUCUAAAAUUGGCCUAAUUAGACUACAAUACACUACAUUUGCACUCUCUCUAGUGAGGCUUCUGCGAAGCCUGUCGGGCAUUCCUACGCGUUUUCCCGCCUUCGAAAUUAGGUACUUUAUUUGCUCGUUCCAGCUAAGGUGGUCAUCAAAAACUAUACCUAGAUAAGUGAAGUGAAAAACCCGCUUAAUUACAUUGUUAUUUAAAGUAAUAGAAAAAGAGUUAACAGCAGAUAAUCUAGGGGCGGUUCCGAAAAGCAUAGCUUCGGUUUUUGUUACAUUAACAAACAGACUAUUAAAAGAAAGCCAGUGAUCAAUCUUAGACAGUUCGGCAUUCAGCUUGUCUUGAAUGACAGAGGCUUGAGAGGAUGAACAGUAUAAAACAGUGUCAUCAGCGUACAUCAGAAUAUUGCAAUCGGACACUACUUCAGGUAAAUCAUUAAUGUGUAGAAUAAACAAUAAUGGUCCGAGGAUAGAGCCCUGAGGCACACCAGUAGAGACGGCUUCCGAAGCAGAAGUCACCCCUUGAAACUCUACAACUUGGGUGCGGUUCGACAGGUAAUCCGUAAACCAGCCAUGCUCUUUAUCCAAAAUCACCAAAUUGGAAAGCUUGUCCAGAAGUACCACAUGAUCCACAGUGUCGAAAGCUUUGCGAAGGUCAAUAAACACAGCACCAGUUAAUUGACCUUGGUCCAUGUGGUCAAAAAAAGUCAUGUUCGUGCAUACCAUUUAGGAUUUAACAUAUGCGGCAGGAUAGUUUUGUUUAAAAGUGAAAUUCUCAUUACGACGGGAAUGGUCUGGCCGGUCAGUUCUGACAAAUGAAAAGCGCCCUUAGACUUAACUUUCUUACAAGACCAGGUAAUGAUUAAUCGAGCGAGGGCACGAAAAAUGCUAGCGACAGCGAAUUAGUGAGUACGCCUCGGGAAUUCAGCGAAGACGUUUUUCAAGUUUAUCUCAAGCCGGAGUGUAACCUUAAUUGAGUUACCAAAAAUCACCGCUAAUCUGCGUGAUAUACAUUAUUUUCAUGAAAACAAAUGGUACCAAUAGUUACGAACAUAGUCCCUAUAGGUUUUCUACAGUGGUCAUUAAACACUCUUCCCGCGUAAGAAAACCCAUAGGCGGCCUCAUGGUUCAAUGGCUGCCCCACCCGUGUGCCGAAACCUCUUAGUUUGAUUAUGUUCGAAUUUAGAUUGAUCUUGGAGCCACAACUGGUUCAAAAGACCAAAAUGUAUAUAAGUGUGAAUUAUGAGAACAGUUUUACUUAUAGCUAAUUGAUGUGUUAGGUUCGACACUUGACAAUAUUAUCCGAUGAGUCAAAGUGCUACUACAGUGUCGGAUCAGCUACGUUAGCUUCUGCCAAACAUAUUACUUGAACUUGGCGUGCCAUGCUAAGCUUAAACUGCGCCUACUGAUUCAUUCCACCUCUGCACCUAAUUCAGCAUUUGGUUUCGCAAAAUGAAUGGUGCGGAGUUUGAGUCGCGGCCCAUAUUUAGAUGACUCAGUAAAUGAUGACUCCCGCAACUAACUCAUCCUUUCUUUCUCUUAGUAUCUGCAGCGAGCGCCUCAACGUUGCCUUGGCCCAGAAUAGGCAUGUCAAACGAGCACCGACUCCGCCAAGAACUUUUCCCCGGUGGCUCAAACAAUGGCCGCAUGACUCGGCCUGCUUUGAACUGCUCAGAGGCGGUUACUGUGAAGUUCAUUGUCCAAUUGAAUGCAGUUGUGGACGUGGUAAGCACGUAAUGCUUAAAUAAAGUGGAGCAUCGGGAUAACUUGCCUGCCUAACGAGCAAGCGUUCCCGCGCGAGUUCGCCAAGAAAGUUGGGACGAAAGCAAAACAAAUUUCGUUUUCUCUCGCUGUAACUUUUGCGCAAUAACUAGAAUGGAAAAGCUUGUUACCUUUAUUUUCCUCUUGGUCCAAAUUUCGCGCAAUAACUCGAAUGCAAACGCUUGCUACGCAGGCUAUGGGAUAACGAAGGGCUUAGGAACCGGGAAAAUAUGUUUGUUAUAACGAAGUUCGUUACGAGAUUGUUCGUUAUACCGAGAACUUCGUUAUACAGAGGUUCGUUGAGGUUCCACUGAAGUGGUUCUGAUCAGCCCACAUUUUGAAUGUAGAGCCAGUGGCGGAUCCAGCGGAGGGACCUGGGGGUCUGCCCCCCCACCCUUAUUUUAGAUUUUAGACCCCCCUUCUCCCUUAUCUCAGGGUCUGGAUCCGGCACGGACAACAGCUAUCGAACUGGCAAUUACCAGGGGCGGAUCUAGGGGGAGGGUGCAGGGGGUGCGCACCCCCCCUGAGAUUACCUGCAGUUUUCUAAUACAACUGGUAUUCUGCAAAAAAAAAAAAAAAAAUUGGUUUAUUGGUGUUGAAGUCAAGAGCAAGAGACGAGUGCACCCCCUCCUAAGAGAAAUCCUGGAUCCGCCCCUGAUUACUGAGGUUCUUUUAGGCGGUUGCGUUUCGCCAAAUUUAAAUUGAAGAGCCAAAUGACGUUGAACAAAACUGUGGAACCCACCCUUCCUUAAAUGUCUAAUCUUUAAGCUGAAAUUUCUAACUAGCAGGACAUGAAAGUUUUGAUUCAAGUAAAUUAUAGUCAAAUUUUUAUGUAUUCUCAAAAGUUUUUUUUUUUUUUUUUUUACACAGGAUAAGAAAGGACAAGUUGUUUCCACAGAUGCAUUCAUCAAACAGGUCAGAGUUCUCGAGACACCGUAAACCUUUAUCUUUUCUUCUACGUAAACUUUGCAUUGGCUUAUUGUUCACAAAUAUCACUGAGAUAUAGUUCAGACCUUCAAUUUAUUGAUCGAUGUAAUCUAAAUCGUCUAGAUCACUCGUUUUGUAUCAGCGCUCGUUGGUCACGAGGAAAUUGACCGUUAGGCUUAAAGGGCGAGAAUGGUAAAUAAUCUUUAUUGUUAUUUAUCAUCAUCAUCAUCAUCAUUAUUAAUUGUUAUUAUUAUUGUUGAUGUUUUUGUCUUUUUUAAUGUAUUUUGCAGAGUUGGAAUAAUUCUUUCUUUAUGUGGUCGCCAAACGACUUCGGAGGCUUAGAGAGAAUUCUUGUGAGUCCUGAAGAGAUCUGGGCCCCUGACAUUGUGCUGCACAACAAGUAAGUUGAGGAAAUGUUCACCUUUACAAUGUGCAAGAUGUGCUACGAUUACUUCCCCCCCACCUCAAAGUAAUUUGGUGUCGCUUACUCAUCCACCGCCCCAUUAUUCCGCUGUGGUCAAUUUGUUUCUGGUCACUUGCUUAGAGUAGCGAAGCUUCGGCCGUUCUUUUCGGAUAUGUCCGCCAUGAUGUGUGACAGGGAGGGCGUUAGAAAACGUCGCACGGGGGCUAGGUAAACUAAAUUGUUUGACAGUAAGAACGCUUUUUGGGCCUGUUGAUAUUCCUCGUUAGAUUUAGUAUUUUAGCUUUCCUGUCUUCUGGAAAACAACUUUAUUUGGUUUUAUCAAAAAAGUCUUUAUCCUCACGUCUAAAAUAAGUCUUGGAGUUGUGCGUGUGAGUGUAGCCCUGAAAAAGCUUGUUGCUGACAUUGCCAAAAGAAACAGAAAAACGUAACGAUUUAUCGGUUCACAAUAUUCAAAGUGUUAACACAUUGAUAUUGACAAAGUAAAUUGUUUAUCAAUGGAACUGGAACUCUAUAAGCUGUUUUUAUUUCUACAGCGAGGAUGAUUAUGUCGCUCAAGCAGGCUACACAGAGAAAUUCAAAACAUGGAUUAUCAUUUACCACAACGGAACAAGCGAAUGGAAUUCUCCUGUGUCUUUUAAAAGCUCGUGCAACUUUGACGUCACCUAUUUUCCUUACGACGAGCAUCGCUGUAAGCUGAUAUUUGGUUCUCCGACAUCGGAUAUUACUCUGAUGGACAUCGUGACCGAGGAGAGGCGAUUAGAAAGAGAGAAAGGACAAGAUCGUUCAGAAGAUGUUGAAAAAGAAGAUGGGGAUGAAGCUUUUGGUAAGUUUGUUAAUUUGAGAACCAAAAGACCCGCGUGAUGUUGAAAACUACCAAGAUAGAAUUUACCGUAAUUUUGUUUUGGGUAUCACAAAUGCAAGUACACGGCACUCUAGGGGAGAAAGGUAUCUAUACAAGCCUAAAAGCUGAGCUCCCCUUUGAUAUUAACCAAAAACUUAAAAAAUCACAGCAAAAAGCACCUUAAGCAACAAAAAAAUGAAAAUUGGAGACCGCAAUAAUUUAUCAACUCGUCACAAAAAUAGGUUACCUGAAGGAGAAGUGGAUCUGAAGGCAAGAUAUUGCCGUCGGUUCUUUUAGAGAAAAAAAAAUUGGAGUUAUCUUUGAUAUUGGAGGAAAAUCAUCAACACAACCAUGCGCCUUCACCCAACGAGAAGCAGUGUGCAGCCUAUCACACAAUCACAAGCUAGAGUUCCAAUUCAAAUCCAGAAUGUUAUCACGCUUUCUUUUCUCAGCUCAUCGUUAGGUCUGUAAUUGAUUUGAUUGAACACAUUUCUUUGUUUAAUUCUUUUCAGAAGUAGAAAACAAUGGUGGUUGGUCAAUCCAAAGGGUGGAGGUCAAAAGAAGAGUGGCUCGCCACAAAGGAUAUCCCCAUCCCUUCACGAAGAUUCAAUUGAGCUUUGUAAUUCGCCGCAAGCCACUACACUUUGUCGUGUUCUCGAUGGUUCCCUGUAUGUUAAUCGGAGCUUUGAUUCUCGUUAGUUUCUUUAUCCCUGCGGAAAGUGGAGAAAGAAUCGGUUUCAGCUGUACUAUUCUUCUCUCUGUCAGCGUCUAUCUUCUGAUAGUUACAGAGGCUUUGCCUGAGCAGUCAGACACACUACCAUUAAUCGGUGUGUACUACAUAAUAAUCAUGCUAGAAAUUGGGUUGGCGCUGACUGCCACCAUUGUUGUACUGAAGGCGCAUCACUCUACCUCGAAACCGCCCGCCUGGCUGAAAUGGUGCCUGUUCAUUAACAAGAUGUAUCGAUGCUGUCGAAACGCUGCAAAGAGGCGAACCUCCAAAAUUGAGUCCCCCGCGGUCAGUGUAGUAGUGCUUGACUGUGACAGCAUUAAUAUAGAUAAAUGUGAAAAAGAACAAAACCAAACUGGGGAAGAUAGAAGGAGAAAAUCAAGCUUCAUUGAUUUUACUAGGCUUACAGAGCACAGAUCAAAUCAACUGUUCACACGCCCGAGCAGUCGAGAGAACAUGGACGAGGAAGAGGAGGGCUGGAUCGAGACUUGGCGUCAAAUAGGCAAAGCCUUGGAUCGAAUUUUCUUCUGGACUUUCGUAAUUUCCUUUUUCAUUUCUACCGUUGUAGUUUUUACAUAUGGUCCCUCCUUAGCCAAGCCUCUGAACGCCGAAAUGAAUAAGUUAUAUGACUCUCAAUGA
Porites lobata is the source of this 7359-nucleotide messenger RNA. The record is from the annotation of a GenBank genome assembly. Lineage: Eukaryota; Metazoa; Cnidaria; Anthozoa; Scleractinia; Poritidae.